GCAAGAGCUGCAGAGACCACGUUCGUACGAUUUGAAGAGCGCUGCUGCCCGCCAGAGGAGGCGACCGCCGCGGGACAGAGCUUCUUCUCAGGCUCCGGCAGCUUAGUGCAGGCGAUUUGUUUCGUUUGAGAUCGACAAAUUGUUCGAGCUACAAAUUCCUCUCCAUCUGAGGACGUCGCAUCUUCACCAGGAUCGAAUUGCUCUCCCGAGCUAAGCUGAGAAAAGCUAGCAAAAGACAAUGGCGAUGGUGCUGGAUGCAUUUGCAUCCUACGUGGGCAACAUGCUCGCGCAGCUAGCAGCAGAUGGUGUGGGGACGAUGCUGGGCGUCUCCUGCGAGAUCGACAAGAUGGGCGACAAGCUCCGGGAUCUCAAAAACUUCUUGGCUGAUGCUGAUAGGAGGAACAUCACCGAUGAGACUGUUCAAGAGUGGGUGGGGCAGCUCAAGCGUGCCAUGUAUGAAGCUACCGACAUCCUCGACCUCUGUCAGCUCAAGGCCAUGGAGCGUGGAUCAUCUACUACUCUAGACGCGGGGUGUUUCAACCCCUUGCUCUUCUGCAUACAGAAUCCAUCCCAUGCUCAUGAGAUCGGCACCCGCAUCAAAAAGCUCAACAUGAGGCUCGACUACAUCAAAGAACAGAGUGCUACUUUCAACUUCGUCAAUCUCGGGUCUUAUGAGGAUCAUAACAACAACGCCCAUGGCUUUCGCCAUGGUAAUCCAAGUCGGGAGACAGUAGGGGACUUUGACCGGUCGGCUAUUGUUGGAGACAAGAUUGAAGAAGACACAAGAGCAUUGGUGGCCCAAAUCAUGCAGGCGGGAAAGGAUGUCAACAAUGGCAUCAUGGUGGUCGCUAUCGUAGGUGUUGGUGGCAUCGGCAAAACCACCCUCGCCCAGAAGGUCUUCAAUGACGAGGCAAUCCAAGGUGAAUUCAGCAAAAAGAUAUGGUUGAGCGUCAACCAAAACUUCAGUGAUGUUGGUCUGCUGAGAAGGGCCAUCAUCGAAGCCGGGGGAGAUGCCCAGCCACCUGAAAGUGCAAAGACCAGCCUUCAUGAAGCCCUCAAGAACACAUUGAUUGACCACAAGACCUUUCUGGUAAUUGAUGAUGUGUGGAACCAUAGAUCAUGGAAUGACGUACUGAAAAUACCCUUAGUCAAUGAUGCUGCUUCAGGCAGCCGAGUCCUUGUCACUACCAGAGAUGAAGGUGUUGCCCAAGGGGUGAAAGCUAUCUGGCCGUACCACCAUGUCGACAUAUUAGUUCCUGAAGAUGCUUGGUCAUUGCUCAAGAAUCAGGUAUGCUCAAGUGAGAUAGAUGAAGACCACAUCUAUACGCUAAAGGAUAUCGGACUGAAAAUUAUACAGAAAUGUGGUUGUUUACCAAUUGCUGUUAAAGUGAUGGGAGGAAUCUUGCGUGAAAAAGGGGGGCUACGUCGUGACUGGCAGCAGGUUUUGCAUGAUUCUAAAUGGUCAACAACUAAAAUGCCCGAUGAUCUCAACAAGAUAGUAUACUUAAGCUAUGAAUAUAUGCCUUCGUACCUGAAGCAGUGCUUUUUAUACUAUUCUUUUCUUCCUAAAAGUAGAAGUUUUCAUAUGGAGCAAGUCGUGGCAAUGUGGAUAAGCGAAGGAUUUAUUCAUGGAAGCUAUAGUGAUUUAGAAGAAUUGGGAAGAAAUUACUACAUGGAGUUGGUAUCUAGGAACCUUAUAGAGCCAGAUAAAUCGUAUGCUAAUAUAUGGUUUUGCAGCAUGCAUGAUGUUGUUCGCUCAUUUGCUCAGUAUAUGACUAAAGAUGAAGCCCUCGUAACUCAAGACAUAGACAAUGAUAUUCUUGGUAAACUCGGUUCACAAAAGUUUCUUCGAUUGUCUAUAGAAACUAACCUGUCAGUAUCAGGUGAACUUGAUUGGAAAUCUCUACAGGCGCAGCAAUCAAUGAGAACAUUGAUAUUAACAAUCGAGAUUAAGAUGAUGCCUGGUGAUUCAUUGGUUACUUUUUCUAGUUUGCGGACUCUACAUAUAGAAUCUGCAGAUGUGGCUCUAUUGCUUGCAUCAUUGCAUCAACUCAAGCACCUGAGGUAUGUAGCACUAGUAAAUGCUGAUAUAUCUGUACUUCCAUGGAACAUUGGCAAGAUGAAACUAUUGCAAUUCCUUGUCCUGGAUAAAUGUAAUAAAUUGGUGAAUCUUCCUGAUAACAUUGUGAAGCUUGGCCAACUGAGGUUACUUUCACUUCCCAAAGCAAGUAUGGUACCAAGACGGUUUAUAAUCUGACAAAUAUGAGGAGACUAACUAUGUUUCGAGCCCACAUGGAUGGUGAUUGGUGCAGUUUGGAUGAGUUGGGGCCUCUUUCCAAACUCAGAGUUCUUGAAUAAACUCGGAGAUGAUGGGUUGGUCAAAGAGAAGGAAGGUGUCUCUGAGAAAGAGCAACAACGAAUUGAGAAGGUUUUUGAUAAGCUCAGCCCUCCACCUGGUAUAGAAAUACUUGGAAUCAAGGGGUAUUUUGGCCGGCAACUCCCGAGCUGGAUGAUGUCCACAUCAAUGGUGCCCCUCGACAACUUGAAGACUAUAUUUUUUGAAGAUCUGGCUUGUUGCACAAAACUUCCCAAUGCGUUGUGCCAACUCCCUAGUCUGCAGGCUCUACAGGUCUCUCGUGCUCCAUGCAUCAAACAUGUGGGGACUGGAUUCUUGCAGGCGGCAUCAGCUUCAUUUCCGAGCUUAAAUGCAAUGAUCUUGGACGGAAUGGUGGAAUGGGAGGAGUGGGAGUGGGAGGAGCAAGUACAAGCCAUGCAUCGUUUGGAGAAACUCGUGCUCAUUAAAUGCAGACUGAGGCAUAUUCCUCAAGGCCUUGCCUCCAAUGCAAGGGCUUUGAAAAUAUUAUUUAUGUACGUGAAGCAAAAAAUACAUGUCCACUUUGGUUUAUGUAUUUAUCCUUUUUAUACAACACAUAUAAAUACAAAUAUUGAAGAAAAUUCGUGCA
Triticum aestivum (bread wheat) is the source of this 2963-nucleotide messenger RNA. RefSeq names its product putative disease resistance RPP13-like protein 1. Gene Ontology annotation, biological process: defense response to other organism. NCBI's taxonomy places the organism in Eukaryota, Viridiplantae, Streptophyta, Magnoliopsida, Poales, Poaceae. The transcript is spliced from 4 exons. The coding region runs from base 239 to 2257 and encodes 672 amino acids. The record is from RefSeq and is a predicted model, not a curated record. Gene Ontology annotation, molecular function: ADP binding.